This is a messenger RNA of Monomorium pharaonis (pharaoh ant), 5810 nucleotides long. RefSeq lists its product as uncharacterized. Lineage: Eukaryota; Metazoa; Arthropoda; Insecta; Hymenoptera; Formicidae. The transcript is spliced from 12 exons. The coding region runs from base 1650 to 4271 and encodes 873 amino acids. The record is from RefSeq and is a predicted model, not a curated record. Gene Ontology annotation, biological process: vesicle-mediated transport.
UUGUGAGAAAAUUAGCGAAUAAUCAAUGACGAUUUCUGUUAAUCAUUUAUAAACCUUGAAAUAUUAUUUUUAUCAAAUUAAUCGGUAAUUAUUUCAAAUUAUAUAGGUAAAAUUUUUAGCUUUACAAUUCAUUGUUCCCGAUCAGAUCUUUUUCUUUCAUACAUGACAAAAAUUAAUGAUUUUAUUCGAUUUAACAAAAUAUAAAUUACUUGGUAAUCAAUCACUGAUUAAUUGGCAAUUCAGUCAAACAAAAUUAUUUAAUUGAAGUUUCUAAUUGUGUGAAUUUGUUACUUCAAAUCUCAUCUUUCUUUUUACAAAAAAGUAAUUCUAUCGGUGAAUAGUAAUAUAUAUAGAUAAUUUAAAUUUAAAUUUCGAUUAAUCGAAAUCGGAGUUUAAAUCCAAGUUGUGCUAAAUGGAUCCAUCACUCCAUAGAAGAUGUUUCUGUAACAACUGCAGGUAAAUACUGAUAAUAUUUACCUUAUUAAAAUCUCAUUUUAAUAAGAGUAUAAUAACAUUAUACAUAUAUAUUACAAUUUAAUCACAUUUAUUUGAGCACGCGCGUGCGUGUUUGCACACUCGAUAAAAUUAUAAUGUCUUUUUUUCUAGUAAAUUGAACACACAAAAUUAUUUUACAAGAAACAAAAAUAUAUGCAUCUCGUAUUACGUGCACACAUGUGAGGGAAGAAAAUGUAGAGACUAUGCAAGUGUGCGCGAACGCACACGGAACCGCUGCUGUAUUCGUGCACACGCACACGGAUCAUCAGAGGAGAUCAAUAUCGGUAUGGCGCGGGAGGAGCGGCUUUGCACGGUGCGACCGUCCACGUCCGUAGUCAACGGUUAACGGAGAGAGAGAAGAGGAAAAAUGGCACGCGACGUUUCUUGCCGGUCGACGACACGGCCAAGGCGGAUCUCCAUAAGUCGUACCACCGGAUCACAGCCGAGGAUCGCCCGAGAUCGCACCCCAUUUUCACGUUGACGGAACAAGCGUUAACAAUUCGGGGAGAACAAGAUAGCAGCGGGGGGGACCUCGACAGCGAGGCAGGACUGGUUGACAGACCACGCACCGCGCCGAGACGACGAUUAAUAAUCCUCAUCAUGGCGAAGUAUGUCCCGCGCGCGUAAUCACAUUGUCUUAUCUAAUUAGAGCACGCACAACCGCACGUUGCACGCACGCACGUACACACGCUCUCUCUGUUUACUAUUUCCCCGCAUUCUUCGCGAACGUUGGCGCGCAACUGCGCAACGAUGACGUCGCUUCCUCGAGGCACGUGAAGGAAAACGCGAAAUAUUUCCUUCGAGCUCUCGGAUUUUCCAAAAAUUGUCCUUCGAAAAUUUCUCUAAAUUUAGACCCGUUAGAGCAACAGCUCGAAUCGCUGCUUCAAUGCUCCGCAAGCACUGACCACGAAUUACGAGAAUCGACAUAUGCGACUUGCAAUUUAAUCUUAUCUCCCCCCGGCCGAUGCCAUAUCGGUUAUUAUUGGGCUUAAUCGGCGAUUAUUCAUUUGCCAGUGAUUCACUCAGUCAUGCGUUAAAACUAAAACACUUCACACUUCUCCUACAUUGUCAUCAGUAUAAUUUUCUACAAUGAAAUACUUCAGAAUAUCUUUGCGAUCGUUGCCGGUGUACUUCGACAGAUUAGACCUGGAGAGAUGAUGAUAGUAUUCAUUUACGACACUGCCAAGUGUUGUAAAGAGGAGGAUGACCCUGCCGAAGCAGUUCUAUAUUUUCAUCCAGCCUGGGUAUCUCUCACACAGAGACUGGCUCUGGCAGGACAGCUGAUGGGUGUGCAUCACUUCCUGACAACGUCGUUUUCACCGCCACGCUCUAUCACAUUGCAAGGUGGAAAGUUUGUGAUAAAAAAGUUUGGGCAGUAUGUACUGGCAGUGGGGACUGAUAGGAAUAUACAUGACUGGAUACUUGAGAGACGCGCCGACACUCUGGAAUCAUUAUUGAAAUUCUUUCACUGCGAUCUCAUCCAGAUACUGGAGUCUCUCAACAAUGAUCGCAAUAGAUUCACCGAGAAAUUGUAUCAGAUGUUUGAGACCUAUCUGCCAAUUCUUCAACAUAGUGCCAAUCUGUUUUCCAACAUUCCUGUUAUUAAACUUCCAAAGAGUGCCAGCAACAUAUUCUUGGAAGGAAUACAAGUGUUGCAGCAUUGUCAAGAAAUAAAUGGCAUUUUGGGUGGAGCAUUAUUUUAUAAUAACAAGAUAGUCUCUACACAGCUGGGAGCAGAUCUAACGAAACAAAUAGUCAUAACUGAUCCUUACAGGAUAAAGGCUCCUGCGGAAAGGAUCUCGACAGAAUUUCAUUUGCCGAUCGGUGUUCAAUUGUUACAAGUGUACAUAGAGCGAAAGCAAUUUACAAAGUUAAUGCAAGAGGCGAAUAACGAGCGUUACUACAAUUCGUGUCUAGAUACUAUGACCAAGAAGAUACUACAGAGAAAGACCGUCUCCAAGUCUGGGGUCAAGGAACCGCUUAUUUCGUCCGGUAUGAAACGGGACACAUCGAAGAUUUUUACAGUUCCCGAGGAAGGCGAACUGGACUCCACGAAUUACGCGCCGGUAUCGCAAUACGUGUCGUCCGUGCCGCUCGCCAUCAGUCAUGAGUCACCGAUCAGACGCAAGCAAGAGAUUAAGUCGGAACGUCCCAAAGGCAGUGCUAUUACCAAUCCACUUACGCCCAGUGUUUGCGCGACUCCAUUAAAAGACGUCGACCGGGUGUUACUUGGGAAUGCUAUGCUCAUCUGCUCAUCUGAAAGCGGUGGUGAAAAUGAGGGACAUAGAAGCUCAUCGAAAAGCGAUGAUGAUGACAUUCCCGACGUUGUCAAAGAAGCGCUCAGAUGCAAACGCCUGAACAAGCUGAGAAACGCUACGUCGAAGAAGAAAUUGAUGAAAAAGAAGGAUCCUGAUAGGAAAAGCGUGAGCCUGCCAGACUUGACGUCAUCAAUUAAGCCACGCUUGAAUGGUAUUCCUAGGACUCAUCAGCCAGAAUUGGACAAAAUAUUGUGCAAAUUAAAUGAAGCCUCACCGGACGAUCGCAAUCCGAAUUCACCCCGACGGAAGAUGACCAAAGGUAGUGUGCGACACUCGCGCACUAUCGUCGAUCCUUGUUAUCCCGUUUUUCGAUACGACGGUCUACCGGUUUCGCAAUCAUUGUAUGAGCAAUACGUCGCCUCGCAUUGCGAGGAGUUGCGUGAUAACAGCGACGGCAUUCACGAGCAUCGUGACGAUGAGAACAAUCUGCAAUCGAAGAGUCUGCCGAGUGACCUGAUGAACGUGAAACUAUCGAUAAACAAUAGCCAGAACUCGGUUACGAAGAAUGGUCGUGAAGAGUGCUCCAAGCCUGGGUACGACAAAAGCAAGCAAGAAACGUACAAGAGAUCAAUGAGUCUGCCGCUGAAGCCGCUCAACGUCGUCGCUGAGGUGUCUGACGGCGACGAUCGGCGGAAAUCGACGUCGGAGUGUGGUGGUGGAAGCACGUUCGAAUUUCCGCAGAGGAGAAAGUUGGACGGUUUACAGUUGACACCGUUGAUGUCGAAGCUCAGUCUACUUGCCGAUGAACGAACUAGUGGGUUUUGCAGUCGCGAGACUACGCCAAGCGAAUUUCGCGAUUUGUCUGGUUUUUCUGGUGGCGCAACAGUUGCUGCCGCAACGACAACGACGAAUCAACUGAUCAGGCAGAAACUGGAAUUUGUCGAGAAGGAGGCGAGCGAUGGUGAGGAUGAGCUGGACGAAGACUGGAUCAACAAGGAUGAUCCUUCUGCCUGUCUUGUGAAAACCGAGCUCUUUCUCUGUGGCUAUCAGAAUAUGGUGUUGGUGUUGCUGAUGGAGAACGGCACCGCAAACAAUCCGGAUUUGAUACAUGCUCUGUGGCAUACUUGCGUAAGCACGUUAGGUAAACUCGAAUCGCGACUACAACAAUGUCUGGAACCGUUGCCAUCCACGGAGAACAAGGAGUUGUACAGUAUUCUGAAUGUAGAUCCGCAGUGGGACACGGUGCAGCGUUCUGGGCUGUGGGGCGUUACCGAAUUAGACAUCGUGUCCUGCCUUCAUGACAGAUUUACGCAAGCCAGCAAUUUGACAGACAUUAUCGUCAGAACGGAGGACACGGUAGUUUAUGGUAACCAGAGCGGAGGAGUCGAAGUUUUUUAUCAGCAAGCUGUGGCACCGAGUACUUUUGCAGCGCUUCCAACCCCGGCGGAUCUGAUGGGAAUCGUGGCUCUCAAGGCGAAACGUCGAUUAGAAAGAGAUCACGGAAUAGUGUUAUUAUAAAUUUGGGAUCGCGCGUUACUUCUUUUUCUUUUUUAUCAGAAAAAAGAGAGGAGGAUAAUGCAUAUGUUCACGAUUUCGCUUAUUUACUCUCGACAAGAGAAGUUAUCAUAUCCAGAAUAAGAGAGAAGAAUCGAAUUAAUUUUGACGAAAUAAUUUUAACAACAUGAAAUAUAUGUUUUUCUACGUGUAUUUUUGUAAUCUGUGAUUUUCCGAUAUACCGAGUAUAAUUCCGGAAGAUCGGCUACGAUCAAAGAGCUUUUAUAUACCACUGCAGUAUAGUUAUGUAUUUCCUCGCGUGUAAUACCGGUCGAAAAACAUUUUCUACGUUAGCGAAUCGACCAACCAGUUUGUACUUUACCGUUUCAUCAAUCGUGUAAAUCGAUAUCAUAGCAAAUGUUAUUUGUGUUAUAUAUGUGUAAUUGUAUAUAAGAUGUCUUAGAAUCAACGGAAAAUGAAUAGUAUUAUUAUUUUUAAAACUUGGAGAUAAUCUUUCCAAGUUUUAACUUAUUAAUAUAUCAUGGAGCAUAUCUCAUUAGAUUCCGAUUUAUAAAUCAUUAGAAAUGAAAAAUUCCCUUUUGGAAAUCAGGCUUCAAAAAUAAAGAUAAAUAAGUGUAACCAUUUUAUAACUUAAUUUUUAAGUUUUAUAUCAACCAAAUUUUUAUUUUGAUUGAUUAUAAUUUGCCGUCUAUAUCAAUUGCUAUAAAAAUAUAUUAUAAAAAUUAUUGUAAAAAUAAUUGUAUUAUCUAAAAGUUAAAAUGUAGAGUACUGAUAUCUGAAAAAAAUAGACACCAAAUUUUAUGAGAUACGACAGUGCAUCUUCAUUGAUUCUUAGACAUCCUGUAUAUAUAGUCAAUUUAUUGUAUAUACAUAUACGCAUAACGAGCCAUUAGUAACUUAUUUGUAUUUUAAUCGAGUCAACGCGAAUUAGACGUUGUUUUAUAGAGAAUAGUUAAAGAUAUAUAUUCUCCACGAGAAGAAAGACGGAGAUCAGUAUUUCGCUGCGUCCAGUACUUCUAGUCGCCCGAAUUGCUUUUGUAGAAAAAUAAUAGAAACGAUAAUAAUAUUACAAAGAUCGAUUGCUCGACAUUGUCAAUUUUAAUGUAAAGAUAUUUUAUGCGACGUUUUAUGCGCUACUUUUUGCCAUGUUAUCGUUGUCUCUAUAUUAAAUCCGUUUUUUAUCUCGUAAUAUUUAAAUAAAAAUGUCGAUAAUCUCGUGUUGAAAUCUUCCGUGAGACAGGUUUUUUGACAACGUGAUACGUGAUUGCAAUAUUUCCAAAUAUUUAUAUGAUUUAUAUGAUUAAUUUAAACGUUUAUGCUUAUACAUAUUGCAUUGAUUUUUUGGCGAACAGAGAGUUGAAUCAUAUUAUAUUAUGCAUUGCGUGCAUUCUCCGCUGACUUUUUCUCUAUAUUUGAUAGGUUUUGCGUUUUAUUUAAGAUUGAAGUCUAAUAAUAAAUGAUUUAUCAUUCUUUACAUGUUUCCUUGAUCUUAUCUUUAAACUUGUCCUGUACACAGUAAUGUUAUUAAAAUUAUUAAAAUAA